Messenger RNA from Diversispora eburnea, 759 nucleotides. The record is from the annotation of a GenBank genome assembly. NCBI's taxonomy places the organism in Eukaryota, Fungi, Glomeromycota, Glomeromycetes, Diversisporales, Diversisporaceae.
AUGUGGGAUAUAGAUAUAGUUAUAGAUGGUCUUGCAGUUCAUUAUAAUGCUCGAGAAUUACAUUUAACAUUUACUCAAGGAAAAUGGAAUUAUGAAGAUUGGGGAUAUCCAAUUGUACCUUCAGCAGGAACUGGAGUUGAACUUUGGGCUUGGCUAAGGAAAGAUGGAAAGUUAGAUAAAAAUUGGAAAUCAUUGACAAAUGCUCUAGCUGGACUUUUUUGUGCUUCAUUAAAUUUUAUAGAUGAUACAAUUACUGUUCAACCAAAAUUAUCUUUUAGACCUGAAGGAAGUUAUAAUGCUUCAGAAUUGUUUGAUAAUGCAGAAUUAAGAUCAGGAUCUUUACCUCAUGAAAAUGUCUGUACCGAAAAUUUGACUCCUUGGAUUAAACUUUUACCUUGUAAAUCUAGGUCUGGUAUUGCAUCACUUUUGAAUGGACAUAAAUUAUAUGAUUCUAAUUUUCAUUCAAUGUCAAUUCAUGUUCGACCAUUUCAACAAUUAGAAAUAUUACAAACAGUUUCUACAGUUGUUGAUCCUGUUAGGGUUUCAGGCAAAAGAGAUUGGUCAUUAAGUCAAAUUUUUGGUAGACAACUUUCAAAUGCAUGUCCUUUAGCUGAAGAAAGUAAUCUUGAAAUAAUAUUACCAGAAAAUGGUGAUUAUAAAAUAAAUCCGGAAGCGAAUUCUGAUAACAAUAAUAUUAUCACUAGAAGAACUCCGGAUGAUGAGAAGAUAGCUGUUAUGGUCAAGAAAGAGGAGGAAUAA